Molecule: messenger RNA, 1305 nt
Organism: Abrus precatorius (Indian licorice)
Lineage: Eukaryota; Viridiplantae; Streptophyta; Magnoliopsida; Fabales; Fabaceae
Exons: 2
Coding region: 1-1305 (434 amino acids)
Source: RefSeq, a predicted model, not a curated record
AUGAAACCUGUAGAACCACCCUAUCCAAGAGGGUAUGACCCAAAUGCUAAGUGUGAGUAUCAUGUUGGUGGCAUUGGUCAUUCGAUGGAGAACUGUAGGGCAUUAAAGUUCAAAGUACAAGACUUAAUUAAUGUCAAAUGGCUAGAUUUCAAGGAGGAUAAUCCUAGCAUUAGGAGUAAUCCCCUACCUGAGCAUGGAGGACCAUCGGUAAAUGCCAUCGAGAAAGAGUCUGCAUGUGUUUUAAAGAGGAAAGUUGAAGAGGUUACCACUCCUCUUAAGGUUAUUUUUGCUGGGUUGUGCAAGGCUGACUUGAUCAAGGAUUUUGUACAUGAAGGAAAUAUGUGUGAUUUGCACCUUGAUGCAGAUUGCUCCAUUGAAGAUUGUGAAGAAUUCAAGUAUGUUCUGCAAACCCUGAUGGACAAGCAUUUGGUCCAAAUCGGGCACCCUAAAGAGAAAAAUGAAAUUUUGACUGACAACAAAGCAGUACCAUGGAAGUAUGAUGCAGAGGUUUAUGUUGGCAAUUGUAAGGAAAACCAAACACAAGGUGUCAAUUCUGAUACUCUUUCCGUCUCAAACAUUGUUGGUGUUGGUGGGAUGACUCGCAGUGGUCGUAUUUAUCCACCUAAGGAGCUGAGAAAAGAGCGAGCAAAAGAGAUAGAGAGAUCCUCAAAGGAAAAAGCCAAAUUGGGUGAGUUUGAAGAUGCUGACGAAAAAAAAAUGCCUGAAAUGAAAAAGGCAGUGUCUAAUGAAGAAGCUUGUGAGUUUUUGAAAUUUAUUCGACAAAGUGAAUAUCAAGUUGUGGAACAGUUAAACAGAACUCCAGCCAAGAUAUUUCUCUUAUCCCUAUUACUAAACUAUGAGCCACAUAGGAGGAUUCUUUUGAAGGUGUUAAAUGAGGCUCGUGUCAGCAAUGAUAUCACUACUAACAAAUUUGGAGGCAUUGUUGGUAAUAUUGUUUCAAACAAUUAUCUCACCUUCACUGAUGAUGAAGUACUUGCUGAAGGAAUGGGGCACAAUAAAGCACUGCAUAUUUCUGUGAAAUGCCGAGAUUACAUUAUUGCAAGAGUGCUUAUUUAUAAUAGGUCUUCUUUGAAUGUGAUGCCAAAAGCAACAUUGUCAAAAUUACCUUGUGAUGGGUCGCAUAUGAAACCCAGUACCAUGAUAGUAAGAGCCUUUGAUGAAACAAGGAGAGAGGUCAUUAGAGAAAUUGAGAUUCCAAUUCAAAUUGGUCCUUACACCUUUCAGAUUUUGUUUCAAGUAAUAGACAUCGCACCAGCUUACAGCUGUCUUUUGGGGAGGCCUUGA